Molecule: messenger RNA, 3153 nt
Organism: Syngnathus typhle (broad-nosed pipefish)
Lineage: Eukaryota; Metazoa; Chordata; Actinopteri; Syngnathiformes; Syngnathidae
Product: serine/threonine-protein kinase BRSK2-like
Exons: 20
Coding region: 273-2300 (675 amino acids)
Biological process (GO): microtubule cytoskeleton organization; intracellular signal transduction; protein phosphorylation
Cellular component (GO): cytoplasm
Molecular function (GO): protein serine/threonine kinase activity; ATP binding; tau-protein kinase activity
Source: RefSeq, a predicted model, not a curated record
UUCACACCCAACGGCGCUGCAGCGCACCGCUCCGCGGACUAGACCAGCAUGACACCCAGGUUCAAAACCUUAAACUGAGCCGCAUUGGGACCAAGGAUAUCCCGAGGACAGCAAGGAAGGGACGUGGAUAUACACGCAAGCGGGCGUACAUUCGGAAAGGCCGACAGAGGAAGAACUCCACUGCGCAGCAAGGUAGCGGUUCUCUCUCCAGAAACGUGUACAAGUUGGACAAGAAAUACACUAUCCUCCCUCGUAUCACAUCACGCCUAAACAUGUCAUCAUCGGGCAAGGAGGCCAACAGCGGGCAUUGUGCCAACUAUGUGGGACCCUACCGCUUGGAGAAGACGCUGGGAAAAGGACAAACAGGACUUGUCAAGCUGGGCAUCCAUUGUGUCACAUGCCAGAAGGUUGCUAUAAAAAUAGUCAACAGAGAAAAGCUCAGCGAGUCUGUUCUUAUGAAGGUUGAGCGGGAGAUAGCCAUUCUGAAACUCAUAGAACAUCCACAUGUAUUAAAGCUUCAUGAGGUCUACGAAAACAAGAAAUACUUGUACCUGGUGCUAGAGCAUGUGUCUGGUGGAGAGCUUUUUGACUACCUAGUCAAGAAAGGCCGAUUGACGCCUAAAGAAGCAAGAAAAUUCUUCCGACAGAUCAUAUCAGCCCUCGACUUCUGCCACAGCCAUUCUAUAUGCCACCGAGACUUGAAGCCUGAGAAUUUGUUAUUAGAUGAGAAGAACAACAUUAGGAUAGCAGACUUUGGCAUGGCCUCUCUGCAGGUUGGGGAGAGUCUACUAGAAACCAGCUGUGGAUCGCCGCACUACGCCUGCCCAGAGGUUAUCAGGGGGGAGAAGUAUGAUGGUCGAAAAGCAGAUGCAUGGAGCUGUGGAGUCAUCUUGUUUGCACUCUUAGUGGGCGCUUUGCCUUUUGAUGACGACAACUUGAGGAAUCUUUUGGAGAAAGUGAAACUUGGAGUUUUCCACAUGCCUCACUUCAUUCCUCCGGAAUGCCAGAACCUCCUUCAGGGGAUGAUUGAAGUGGACGCUUCCAAGAGACUGACGUUAGAGCAGAUUCAGAAGCAUACAUGGUACCUAGCUGGAAAGAAUGAACCCAAGCCCGAACAACCCAUCCCCAGGAAAGUGGCCAUCAAGAUGCUGGCUACAGUAGAAGAGAUUGACCCCGAUGUCCUGGAGAGUAUGCAUUCUCUAGGCUGCUUCAGGGAUAAGUACAAGCUGACCAAAGACCUGCUUUCUGAUGAUGACAAUCAGGAAAAGAUGAUCUACUUCCUUCUCCUUGACCGCAAGGAAAGAUAUCCAAGCCACGAGGACCAGAACCUGCCUCCACGCAAUGAGAUUGACCCUCCCAGGAAGCGUGUGGAUUCACCCAUGCUGAGUCGGCACGGGAAGCGGAGACCAGAGAGGAAGUCAAUGGAGGUGCUUAGCGUCACAGAGGGAGGAUCACCUGUCCCAGUACGGCGAGCUAUUGACAUGGCAACUCAUGGUCAAAGCAAAUCUGUAUUUGAUAAAAGCUUGGAUAUCACAAACGCUAACUGCAGCAAAGAAGAAAGGUCACGUUCAAUCAGUGGCGCGUGCUCUGGUCUGUCCAUCAGUCCACUCAGCAGUCCAAGGGUUACCCCCCAUCCUUCCCCCAGAGGCAGCCCUCUCCCCACUCCUAAAGGCACCCCAGUGCACACACCAAAGGACAGCCCAACUGGCACACCUAGUCCAACACCUCCACCCAGCCCCUCGAUCGGCGGCAUGCCCUGGAGGACGCGCCUCAACUCCAUCAAGAACAACUUCCUGGGCUCCCCUCUUUUCCAUCGCAGGAAAAUGCAAGUGCCCACACAGGAGGACAUGUCUAGUCUCACCCCGGACUCUUCUCCAGAACUUGCAAAAAAAUCUUGGUUUGGUAACUUCAUCAACUUGGAGAAGGAGGAACAGAUCUUCAUUGUGAUCAAAGACAGACCUCUCAGCUCCAUAAAAGCAGACAUUGUCCACGCUUUCCUCUCUAUACCCAGUCUGAGCCACAGUGUCAUAUCCCAAACUAGCUUUCGAGCUGAGUACAAGUCCACGACUGGUCCAACAGUUUUCCAGAAGCCUGUGAAGUUCCAGGUGGACAUCACCUACUCAGAGAGUACCUGUGCCAGCAAGGAGAACGGCAUCUAUUCUGUCACCUUCACACUGCUCUCAGGUCCCAGCCGACGUUUUAAGCGUGUGGUCGAGAUAAUUCAGGCCCAAUUGCUCAGCUCCAAUGACCAGUCAGGCAUCCAGCCCCCAAUCUCUGGGAUCAUCCACAAUAACUAUUAACCCCGGCACGUCCUUGAGAACCUGCUCGCUGCUCUCCGUCACCACAAGCGUCUACAGAACAGACUGAGCAUCCACCCUCACUUUUCUCCACUUCCAACUCUUCAAGCCUUUUGUCAGUCCAUUCCGCCCACCAGACAAAUCUCUUCCUGAAAGAGUUGUAUAAAAGAAAAAAAUAGCCUUAAGACAGUGAUGUUUGUCAAUUCGCUCCCAUGUUCUACUGUUUUUUUUUUUCUUCAGUUCCUCCCAUGUAAUAUAUCCCACAUAAAAACAUGCAAAUGCACAAAUAUAAACAUGUGGAUUGUAAUAAUUUCCACACAAAUGAUAGGAAAGAGUAAUGAAGCAGACAGAUGGAGAGAUGGACAAAGAUAUAGGCUGUGAUUCUUUAUCAAGUUCUCUUUCUUUGUGGAUGACAUUUUCUUUGUAAGCUUUGGGACAUUUGUUUCUAAUGUGGCUCAAACGUGUGGGGAUCUUGCAUAAAUGAAUGAUGUUCAGUUGUACAGAAUGUGUGUUGUUUUUUCGCUGUUGUAUCAUGUAAAUUUAUUUCACACAUUCUGCUCUCUGUAGUAAAGGCCUGGUCACACUAUAUAUAUAUAUAUCGCUCUUUCCGAGCGAUAGAGCUGAGAAGGCCUGGAAAGUGAAGGCCUCGGUGGUGCCCGUGGUCAUUGGGGCACUUAGGGCAGUGACCCCCAAACUGGAGGAGUGGCUGCAGCAGAUUCCAGGAACAACAUCAGACAUCUCAGUCCAGAAGAUUGCAGUGCUAGGAACAGCCAAAAUACUGCGCAGAACCCUCAAGCUCCCAGGCCUCUGGUAGAGGACCUGAGCUUGGAGUGGGAGACCACCCGCGGAGGGUGAG